Molecule: messenger RNA, 2493 nt
Organism: Lodderomyces beijingensis
Lineage: Eukaryota; Fungi; Ascomycota; Pichiomycetes; Serinales; Debaryomycetaceae
Source: the annotation of a GenBank genome assembly
AUGGACUCGCGCACGCCUCCUCAGCCAUUUCGGUCAUUUUCAACAAACUCAAACUUAUCAGUGGUUAGCUCGUCCACCUCGUCCACAAGCACCACGGCUAAUACAAACGGACCCUUGUUGCAGUCCACGGCCAUGAGAACCAACCUGUCGGGUCCGUUAAACAUCAACAAUUUCAACAAACCUAGCAAUUAUAAGGACCACUUGUACUACAAAUGCGAGGCCUUGAAGCGGAGAUUACUGGCAAUCAAGGGAAUAACGCCGUUUAUGAACCUCGCAUUCAACAAUGCGGAAAAGUUGUGUGAUCAGCAGUCGCUAAGCUUGGCCCAGGAAGGCAACGUGGCCAGCUUGGACCGGUUUUCCAUGCAGUCAUCGAAUUCCAUGGGCAGUGGCAAUUUGCUUCAACAACAGAGCAGGUCUGCUAGUAACGGCACCGGUAAUACUCGCAGCUCGAGCCAUAGCUAUGGUGUUGCAAAUAUCCAUGAAAGCUUGCUAACAUUCACCGCGGGUGUGCUACCCGCGAAUAUCAGUGUUGACCCGGCAACGCAAUUGUGGAAGUUGUUCCAACAAGGUGCUCCCUUGUGCCUUAUAUAUAACCAUGUCUCGGGUUCCACAGACAACCAGUUGGUUGUCGUUAGCUCGGACGACUUACGAAUUUGCAAAAAGUCGGUUUACGAUUUCAUUGUUGCGGUGAAAACGCUCUUUGCUUUUGAAGAAGACGAGUUGUUCACCAUAUCAAAUGUGUUUUCCGAUAGCACCCAGGACUUGCUCAAGAUCAUUUCGUUUGUCAAUAAACUAUUGGAUAGCGGCCUGCAGCCAACAACACUCGGACAAAAGGAGCAAGACGACAUCAAGUUGGAUGUGCAGAUUGCCGACGAGCGGUCCAAAGUGUUUCGAGAAAUCAUUGAAACCGAAAGGAAAUACGUGCAAGAUUUGGAGUUGUUGUUGAGCUACAGAAACCAGUUGUCCGAAGCGGACUUGCUCUCGCUGGAGCAAAUUCACACAUUGUUCCCCAACUUGAACGAUAUAAUCGACUUCCAAAGAAGAUUUCUCAAUGGACUCGAAUGCAAUAUAAAUGUACCGGUCAAGUACCAAAGAAUCGGCUCGGUCUUUAUCCACGCAAGUCUUGGUCCAUUCAGAGCCUACGUGCCGUGGACAAUUGGACAGCUUACGGCAAUUGACUUGAUCAACAAGGAAAAUGCAAAUUUAAAGAGAUCCUCAAGCUUGAUUGACCCUGGGUUUGAACUUCAAUCGUACAUCUUGAAACCGAUACAGAGAUUGUGCAAGUAUCCAUUGCUUUUAAAAGAGUUGAUCAAAACAACCACACCCGAACUGUCCAAUGGAGAGCCGGCAGACUCCCAGGCUUCUGAAUUGCACGUGGCAAGAUCGGCAAUGAAGGAGGUGGCCAACCAAGUCAACGAAGCACAGCGAAGAGCAGAAAAUGUGGAAGUGCUCCGCAAGUUGAUGGAAAGAGUCAAUAACUGGAAAGGAUUCAAUCUACGCGACCAAGGCGAGCUCCUCCAUCAUGGGAUAGUCAGAGUCAAAGACGCAGAAAAUGAAAAGGAGUACGUGGCCUACCUCUUUGAAAAAAUCAUCUUCUUUUUCAAGGAAGUGGGCACGGAGAAGGAGAAACCAGACAAAAAGAACAAGUUUGGAAGCAGAAAGAAAUCGAGCUCGACAGUGUCACAAUCAACGGCAAACUUGCUUGAAUCGUUGAACGGGAAAAACGAUCGCACACCGUUGGAACUCCGGGGUAGGGUCUACAUUUCGGAGAUAUACAACAUCAGCCCGCACUCCAGUAAUGGGUACACAUUGGUGAUUGCAUGGUCUGGCAAGAAGGAAAGCGGUUCGUUUACACUAAAGUACCGGUCAGAAGAGGCACGCGCGCAAUGGGAACAAUGCCUACGAUCGUUGAAAACAAGUGAGAUGAACAACCACAUUUCACGUAAACUACGUGACUCGCAGCUGUCUGCAAACACCAACGACUCAUCCAUCUAUGAGUACAUGGGCGGCGAGUCGCCAAAGGCCUUGACCGGUGACCAGCAGCGCAACUCGUUCAACGAAACUCGACACCACUCUUCGUCUUCAACGCAAUCGAUGAUGAUGAUGAUGCGCAACGGCAACAGAUCAAAAUCAGGCGAGUUUUCCCGUCUAUCUACAUCGUCCUCAACAUCCUACAACAACAGCUCCAGCACUACACCCGUGUCAUUGGCGCCAACGUUGCCGUCGCCGGAUGUCAGCAUACGCUUAAUCUUUAACAACGCCGAGCUUGCAGAUUGUUUAAUGGUGAGCUCGCAGAUCCAAUUUGCCGAUUUGCACCUGAAGAUAGCCCUGAGGAUAUCGGCGAGUGGGCUCGUGAGAGACCAUCUUGUGAUCAACAAGCUACGGUAUAAAGACGAAGAUGGUGAUUUCGUGGUGAUGGACUCAAACGAUGACUGGAACCUUGCUAUGGACGAGUUGGACGCUUCUCGUGCACUAACCAUUUGGGUGUCCUAG